Coccinella septempunctata (seven-spotted ladybird) is the source of this 1810-nucleotide messenger RNA. It is a transcript of the gene Y-f, whose product is annotated as L-dopachrome tautomerase yellow-f2-like. The transcript is spliced from 4 exons. The coding region runs from base 96 to 1760 and encodes 554 amino acids. NCBI's taxonomy places the organism in Eukaryota, Metazoa, Arthropoda, Insecta, Coleoptera, Coccinellidae. Gene Ontology annotation, cellular component: extracellular region. The record is from RefSeq and is a predicted model, not a curated record.
CGCCGAUGUUUUCAAGAUUAUAAAAUAAAGAUUUUAUAAAACAACUUCUUAGUCGAGUGUCAUCCUCGUAGACGCGAAGGUUCAAAUCAGCGACCAUGAAAUCGCCGCUUUGUUUCUGUCUUGUUUUCGCGAUAUCAUCAGUGAUCGCUGUGAACAACCUCAGAGAAGAAUUCACAUGGACCAGGAUCGACUACGACUGGGGGAAUAACAGGAGGACCCGCGAUGUUGAGCUGGAAGAACGUUACGGGUAUAGCUCCAACAGGGGGACUACCAAAAGGCCCGAAACGCAUCAUCAGCAGGAGGAGCUUUACUUCCCGGAUUCGGCACCUGGGUACAAUUCUGGAGCAAGGCCGGGAUCAGGCUUUAGACCUGGCGGCACCAACGGAAGAAAGCCAACAUUGAAACCAUACAAUCCACAGAAUCAAAAUUAUGGCGGUGGCCAUCAGAAUCAGGGUGGAAACCGUGAGCAGAGUCAAAAUUUGGCUGGGGGUCAAUCGAGCAGUCAGACCAGAGAAAAUUAUAUUUAUCAGAACAACAUACCAAUGGGGGCGGGUGUCUGGGGUGACAAAUUGUUCAUCACAGUACCUAGAAGACGACAUGGUGUACCGUCAAGUUUGAAUUAUGUCAGCCUCAACUCCCAAAACAAGCACAAUACUCCUUUGAUCCCAUAUCCAAAUUGGGAAAUGAACGCUCUACCAGAAAACUACAACUCGUCAAAUUUCGACAGUUCUUCCCUCAGCUCUGCUGAUAGAAAUCGUUUCGUGUCAGUCUAUAGGGUUGCUGUGGAUUCUUGCGAUCGACUAUGGUUUGUUGAUACAGGAAGAUUAGAAAUACCUGAUGCACCAAUUCAGGUACAAUCUCCCAAACUGGUCAUCAUGGAUCUUCGCACUGAUAGAGUUUUGAGGCAGUACACAUUCCCUGAAAGUGACCUCAGACAAGCAUCUCUUUUCGCACAUGUGGUCGUAGAAACCGAACCAAACGAUUGCACAAACGCUUAUGCUUACAUACCGGACGUGGGAGGCUACGGUUUGGUCGUAUAUAGCCUCAGAGACAACAGAUCUUGGAGGGUGACCCACAAUUACUUCUAUCUGGAGCCCUUGAGGGGUGAAUUCCAAAUUGCUGGCCAUACCUUCCAGUGGAACGAUGGUGUUUUCAGUACCGCCUUGAGUCCAUUGUACAAUGGCCGUAGAGACCUGUAUUUCCAUUCUAUGGCGGGCACUAACUUGUAUAGAGUCCCAACGGAGAUCUUGAAGAAUGAAACUGCAGCUACCAGGUCCUAUCAUGGCCAGGAUUUUGAAACCAUCGGUGAUCGUGGAGAAGGAAGCCAGACUUCAGCAUCGGCCCUAGAUGAAAAGACUGGGGUCCUCCUCCUUGGUCUGGUCAACCAAAACGCUUUGGCUUGCUGGAAUAUAAACAGGCCUCUAACCGACGUGUCCAUUGUUCAGAGAGACGACGAGAAAAUGAUCUACCCUUGUGACCUGAAAGUCUACAACGACAACAUCUACCUGCUCACAAACACCAUGCCCGGCUUCUUGUAUGGUCAGCUGGACUACAACAUAGUGAAUUUCAGAGUUUGGGUCCAGACCGUAAGGGAGGCCAUAAAGGGAACAAGUUGUGAGGCGGGAUCUGGUAACUCUUACGGCGGUUCUGGUGGUUCAAGAGGGGGAUCUAAAGGAAACCGAUAUGGAAGUAGUGGUUCUAGAGGCGGAUCUUAUGUUGACAAUGGAAGUUAUGCUUCCAGAGGAAGUUACAUGGGAUGAACUUUUUAUUCUGAGAAUUUGCCAUGAUAUUAAAUGUGAAUGAUUUUUUU